CAAUAGGCAGAAGCAGGUAACGGUGAGUCCACAAUGCAGGUUCAGGAAGCAGGUAAAUACCUGGAGUUAUUCUAGUCAAAUCCAAGGCUCAAAGUUCCCAAACUUCCCAAGAAGGCAGUGAUAGGGGCCACAACCCAGGGCUUCUCUUUCAAGCUACCAAAAAUUCUGCAGGAAAAAGCAGCCUCAAGAAAAAGACUGAACCACAAUGACAACUGCUCGAUUUGAUUGUCAAUACUGCACAGCAUCACUUCUUGGGAAGAAGUAUGUACUAAAGAAUGACAAUCCAUAUUGUGUUUCAUGUUACGAUCGUAUCUUUUCUAACUAUUGUGAGGAGUGCAAAGAACCAAUCGAGUCAGAUUCCAAGGAUCUUUGUUACAAAGGCCGACACUGGCACGAAGGAUGCUUCAACUGUGCCAAAUGCAAUCACUCUUUGGUGGAAAAGCCUUUUGCUGCCAAGGAUGAGCGCCUGCUGUGCUCGGAGUGCUAUUCUAAUGAGUGCUCCUCCAAGUGCUUCCACUGCAAGAAGACCAUCAUGCCUGGUUCCCGCAAAAUGGAAUUUAAGGGAAACUACUGGCAUGAAACCUGCUUUGUGUGUGAGCAUUGCCGACAGCCAAUAGGAACUAAACCUUUGAUUUCAAAAGAUAAUGGCAAUUAUUGUGUGCCAUGUUUUGAGAAGGAGUUUGCGCACUACUGCAGCUUUUGUAAGAAGGUGAUAACUUCAGGUGGGAUAACGUUUCAUGACCAGCCAUGGCAUAAAGAGUGUUUUCUGUGCAGUGGCUGUAGAAAAGAGCUGUGUGAAGAGGAGUUUAUGUCCAGAGAUGAUUACCCAUUCUGUUUGGACUGCUACAACCACCUUUAUGCCAAAAAGUGUGCAGCCUGCAACAAACCCAUCACUGGUCUCAGAGGUGCCAAGUUUAUCUGCUUUCAAGACCGCCAGUGGCACAGCGAAUGCUUUAACUGUGGGAAGUGCUCAGUCUCCUUGGUGGGGGAAGGCUUCCUGACCCAGAACAAGGAAAUCUUCUGCCGCAAGUGUGGUUCUGGAUUGGACACCGACAUCUAGAGGAAGACGAUCUUUCCUCACCUGAAAUCCACUCUGGUUUUGUUCACACUAAAUCCAGAACUUGCUUGAAGUAGUGUUUCUGAAAUAAGUUUUAGCAAAUAUUAAUGUAGAGUUUAUAGCAGAAGGAUUUUUGCACACAUUCUGAUUCAACUGUAUCAUAAGAGCUCAGAAAAAGCACAGUCUAAAAGAAUUGAGUGUAUCCUAACUCACAAGGCAUCUCUCCUUGCAAAAUACUGCACUCUGCUGUUAAAAACAUAGGAAAAUAUCGCUUUAGUCUAAUCAAACAUAUAACCUAUACCUAGAAGUCAUGGAUGUUAUUACCAAAGACUGAUGUUUUUCAAAACUGCACAGAAGAAAAGGAAAGUAAGGGACUAAAUUGACAGUCACAUGUGAAGCUAGUUUGCAUUCCUCGCUAGGUAGUUAUAUAUAAUGAGAUAGACUAGCUAUUUGUGGUAGAAGAACAAAAUGGGUCAGGGAAAACUGAUUAGUAAUCACCCUAUUCGAGAAUUCUGUCAUUUUAUCAUUCUUUUAUUCACACAUACUGCCUUUGGAGUUGCAAAAGAAACCUGCAAUUUGCCCUCAUCCGCACUGCUUCCACAGCUGGUUGGUUCCAUGUUUAACAAAUGGAAAUGAGAAUUUGGACAUCAUGGCUCUCCUACUCUGCGUGGGUAUAAAGGGGUCCUCUCUAUCUAGAGAUAGUCAAAGCACAGGUUUCAACACGUUGUAUCAAAUGCAUUUUCAAAGCGCACAAUGGUUUUUCUAAAUACUUACAGAUUCCAUGAAAGAGAAGUCUAUUCUUUCAAAUGAGCUAACCAGGAUAAUCAUUGUCCCCAAAGGCAAACCUUUAAAGUAAAUAGAUCAUUAAGUCAUCACUUGUGGAAAUGAGUUUUAGGGAAGGGAUUGAGCGUUGGAACAUGACUUUCAUCCAGAUAUCUAAAAGCAUAAUAGAAUGCAUAAUUAGCUCUGAGCUUCAUGAAUUUGCCUUCUAAAAUUACAUAGAUGAUUAAUGGGAAGACAAAAAAGUGGGCUUUCACAAACUCUAGUAAUAAUAAGAACUGAAAAAGAAUAAUUCACUGCUGAUAAUUCAGGACCUGCAAAGCAGUACAAUAGAGCAAUGUGGGCUAUAGAUGAGCCCUCCCCACUGUGUGUCCAUACCUGUGCCAUCCACUGCACCCUAUGCCAACCAUGUCCCGAGAGUUCCAAUCACCUGUGUGGCCCAGAGGUACAUUCCCAACCUUAAGCAGCCAUUCUAUAAAUAAUUCAGUGUUUAUUGGUCACAAGAGAAGUAACAGCCUUAGUGAAAAUUCUAUCACCAUAUAUCCAUAGCUUUCUACCAGACGUCAACUGAUGAUGGCCAUACCAAGCUGUUCCUGGGCAAUAUUUUCCACAUAAUGAGGGACAAAUGGAAAGCAACCUCUUUUCUCCAUGGUCAAUUGUCGUCCUUGUUAUAUAUGUGUCACUUAGCUGGGGUAGGGGAAGGUCAGGAGAAGAAACCUACACAAACAUAACAUUUUCAUAAGUGUCAACUCUCAGAUCACCGCAUAGCAUUAAAGGUUCUGAUUGAAAUUUAAUUAUAUGAUGUAGCUGAUUACAAUAACUAAAAUAGUAUCACAGAAGAUGCAAUUAAAAUUGUUAUGGAAACAAUUUUUGAAAUAGUUCAAAAUGCAAGGACGUUUGAGGAUGUUAACAAUUUAGAGCUGCUAAUAAGAGGUCAGGCUACAAAGGCUCUUUGAAAGAUAAUUGUCUUUUCUUUUCUUUUUUUUUUUUUGCAGUAACAAUACCAAGAUAAUUUCUCACAUUCACAGUAUAAAAAGUAGGUAAAGCUAUCAAUAUUUUUGCUGCAUUGUUUGAAACUGCACAUAUAGAACUAAAUACACCAAUUGUUCCAUGAUCUAGAACAUAUAUUUAGAAAACCAAGCCCUUCUAGGCCUGGAUAAAUAUACAAAAUGUAACAUUGUCUCUGUUAACCAAUUAUAGAAAAACAUGCAAAAUCUAAUGUUUUCUGAAACAAUUAGUACUGUUUAAGCAUUUUCCCUCAUGUGGGGAGUGAGUAGGCACAUGAUCAGGCUUGCAGCCUAUCUGUUUUGUUAAAAUUCAUAGAAUCAUUUCUGGGAUAGAGAUUCUGUUAUGCUUUGAUAUGUAUACUUAAGUAUAUAUAUUUUCACAUGUAAAUAAUUCCAUAUUUAGAAAAUAGUUUAGUUAUCAGAUAUGUAUUAAACAUGUACUGUUCAUAGAGUUAGAAUUCAGACUGUUGUGGUUCUGGGGUGGUGGGAGGGUAGAUCAGGGUAUGGAAAUGCGACAUUGCCAGAUAUAAAGCUCUUCCCUAUAGCUGAUCAACAGUGUCACUGUGGACGUAAGAUGCAUACGCAAAACAAUUAAGAAAGAAGAUCUCAUUAGACUGCCAUACAUACAAAGAUGAAAGUAAAAAUCUUACACUGUGUACUAUAAUUGGUUUCAGGUCAGUAAAGAGAAAAGCUCUCUGACCUAUCCAAAGAUGGACUAGACUGCCUCAGGAAGCAGUGGGCACCCAGUGAUUCAGGGAGUGACAUCUGCACAGGCAGAGAAGCAGUUAGAAGCCAAUCCUGUGUGCUAAUAACAACCAGAUGGCUUGGAAGUAUCAGAGAGACUGUGCCAAAGAGCAAGAAGAAAUGAGAUAGCUAAAAGAGAAAAAGGUCAGAUGAAGACAGAAUAUUAACUCUUAGGAUAAAAGCUUUAUAUUUGAUACAGCAAACACUAGAAAGUUACUAACUGCUCUUAAAUAAAGGAGAAAAGCAUGGUGACAGUGUUUGAGGAGCAUUAUGCUAAUGAUUCUGUAUGGCCUAGAACCGAAGAGGGCAAGAUUUCAAAGGCUACAUCUCUUAACGCAGUAGCACAUUUGGUGAGUGGCUACAGAAAAGAGAGAAGAAGCAAUGGGUAAUGCAAGCCAAGAGAUGAGAAUACAAGUAACAAAUCAAUGUAUUUUAUGUUAUCAUGUUAGUAUUAAAUAUGACAAAGAAAAAUGUAGAAAAGAAUUUCUGUUUCCAUAAUAACAGGUAGAGUGCCCAAGGCUUCAGUUUUCCCUUAACGAGAUCACAAACAUGUUAUAUUAGAACAAUCUAGGUUCAUUGGUUAAGCCAAGUAUGACAGGGUACCAUCAUGGAUUCAAAACUUACACAGUCACUAUAACUAUUUAAAAAAUUGAGAAAAAAAAAAAACAAGAAACAUUAAGUUGUUCAUCGGAA
This is a messenger RNA of Canis lupus familiaris (dog), 4281 nucleotides long. RefSeq names its product four and a half LIM domains 5 (gene FHL5). Gene Ontology annotation, molecular function: transcription coactivator activity. Bases 206 to 1060 code for a protein of 284 amino acids. Gene Ontology annotation, biological process: positive regulation of transcription by RNA polymerase II. The transcript is spliced from 7 exons. The record is from RefSeq and is a predicted model, not a curated record. Lineage: Eukaryota; Metazoa; Chordata; Mammalia; Carnivora; Canidae. Gene Ontology annotation, cellular component: Z disc; nucleus.